Molecule: messenger RNA, 595 nt
Organism: Triticum aestivum (bread wheat)
Lineage: Eukaryota; Viridiplantae; Streptophyta; Magnoliopsida; Poales; Poaceae
Product: craniofacial development protein 1
Exons: 2
Coding region: 45-530 (161 amino acids)
Molecular function (GO): protein dimerization activity
Source: RefSeq, a predicted model, not a curated record
GGCUGAAUUAUGGCACAUGUGCACCCCUGUUGAAGGACUUGGCAAUGAAGUUUUUGAGUUUGACAUGUAGCUCCUCAGCUUGUGAGAGAAAUUGGUCAGCAUUUGAACAAGUUCAUACAAAGAAACGCAGCAGGCUACUCCAUGAUAGGAUGAGUGAUCUUGUAUUUAUCAAGUUCAACUCUAGGAUGAAGCAUAAGAGAGAGAACAAGAGUAGAGACCCAAUAGAGAAGACAAUCGUUGAUGUUCUUGAGGACGAGGAUAACGAGUUCAUCACCGGCAUUGUUGGAAAUGAUAAUGUUGUUGAACAUGUUGGUGAUGAAGAUCAAACUCAACAAGAGAGAGCUUCAACAUCACAAGAACAAGGGAAAAAGAAGAAGAGGCCUACUGCGCCCCCUAGAAAGAAGAGGAAGAAGAGCUUGCAAUCUCUCCUUAAUAGUGUCGAUGAGGAAGCUAUACUUUCUGCCUCUUCCAAUUCUUCUUCGUCGGAAUCAGAAGAUGAGUCUCCCUCGGCCCUUGCUGACUCGGAUUAAUUGCAUGGUUGGGUGUACCACUUUUGUUGUUUCAAAGUGUGCUGGCGGUAUGUCGUUAUGUUGCU